This is a messenger RNA of Haemonchus placei, 414 nucleotides long. Lineage: Eukaryota; Metazoa; Nematoda; Chromadorea; Rhabditida; Trichostrongylidae. The record is from the annotation of a GenBank genome assembly.
AUGGACUUGAAGGUGGAGGUGGUCGGGUUGAUCAUGGAAGACUCACCCGAGUUGGCGCAAUUGAUGCAUCAUCUCCAGGGCUCGUCAUCUGCUCAACCUGCAAUGCCCGAAUCAACGUCUACACCCGGGCUAUUACCAAAUGGUAAAAAGACGAAAGGUCGUGUCAAGAUUAAAAUGGAAUAUAUUGGAAACAAACUCAGACGGUAUACCACAUUUAGUAAAAGGAAAACGGGCAUCAUGAAAAAAGCUUACGAGUUAUCGACAUUAACGGGCACACAAGUUAUGCUGUUGGUCGCAUCGGAAACAGGUCACGUGUAUACGUAUGCGACGAAAAAACUUCAACCGAUGAUCUCUUCGGAUACCGGCAAAGCGCUUAUACAAACAUGUUUGAAUGCACCUGGAGGUAAGGAUUGA